GACUGGACGUCGAAUUUCGGCGGUGAUUCCUGCCAUGGCGGCUGGCGCCGACGAGUACUUCCCGUUGCGAACGCCCGAAGGACCACCACAAAAGGGGGCUGCAAGGCAAAGCGACUUGCGACCCUCGUGGAAGGAGCGUUUUUGCAAGUUCUUGCCGAUUCUGGAGUGGCUUCCCUACUACAACUGGAAGGAGUACGGCCUCAAGGACCUGUCUGGCGGGAUUACCUUGGGCUGCAUUCUGGUCGCCCAGUCUUUGGCGCAUGCAGAUCUUUGCAAGGUGGAUUUGAUCCAUGGGCCUUACAGCUGCAUUUUGCCUCCCAUCCUUUACUCUCUCUUCGGCACCUGCAUCCAUUCGUCCAUAGGCACAGGAGGUCUCAUAAGCCUUCUGACGGGAGAGCAGUUGGCCCACUAUGGCGACCUAGAGCAACGUACACAUGCAGGAGCCAUUUUCACCCUCCUCGUGGGUUUGGUGAUCACCAUGAUGGGCGUCUUUCGCUUAGCCUUUCUCGUGCGGUUUCUUUCCAAGCCGGCGCUUAGCGGCUUCAUCACUGCGAGCGCCAUUCUCAUCAUGGCGUCUCAGAUGAAGCCCAUGUUGGGCCUGCCCAAAUCGGACACGGGAGGCAUUUUUGCCAUCGCUUGGUUCCACCCCAAUGAGUUGGCAGACCUCCGCCCCGCCACCAUCGCGGUGAGUCUGGGUGCUUUGGGCUACCUGUCCAUCAUCAAGAGGCUGAAAUCGCUGCAUUGGACUCUGCGAAUGCUCGGCGACUUCAAGGAGCUGUCAGCCUUGACCUUCUUCGCGAUCGCGGCCAGUAGGUUUGCCUCUGAAUUUGGCGUCGCUGUCGUUGGAGACGUACCAGCUGGCUUGCCGGGAUUAUCCUUGCCAUUGCAAACGAAAGAUGACGUGGCUUUGGCCAAGGAGAUGCUUCCGGGUGCUAUCAUGGUGGCCUUGGUCACCUUCUUAUCCUCCUUCGCUGGAGCGAAGAAGUUUGCCAUGCAAGCUGGCUACCAGGUCAUCGCCAUCAACGAGUUGUUGGCCUUGGGUUUUGCCAACUUGGGCGGCGCCGUGUGCGGGGCCGUGCCCACGCAGAUUGGUUUGAGCCGCAUGGGCAUCGCCUACUCCACAGGUGUCAUGAGCCAGUUAGGCGCCAACAUCUAUGUGGCGGCCUUGGUGGCUUUGGUCUUGAAGCUCUUCAGUGCCUACCUGUUUUUCGUUCCACGAUGCGUCUUGAAUGUCAUCAUUUUGCUGGGUGCUCAGCAUCUGACGGAGUUCCAGCACAUGCGAUGGCUGUGGUCAUUGCGGCAGACCCGCACGCGGCAGCGAACGUAUUUGGUGGAUGUCAGUGUGUGGUGCGUGGCCUUUCUCUUCACCAUUGUCUUCGGAGCCUUCAAGGGCAUCCUUGGAGCGGUCACGGUGUCGUUGCUGAUGGUCCUCUAUCAGGUCGCUGACCCACCAAUCGCACGGCUGGGCUUUUGCGAGGAGCGCGGCAGGUGGAUGGCGGUCAAGGCUCACCAUGAGGUGCGUCAGCGCUUGGGCGUUGUGGCCUUCCGCUUGGAGGGGCCGUUGUUCUAUGCCAAUGUCGAGCGGCUUGAGGAGUGGCUCGCAGAAAUGGAGGUCGCCUCGGGUGCCGCCGGGCAGCCCGUGAAGGCGGUGAUCCUCUCGGCAGCAGCGAUGCCCUUUGUGGACACCACUGCGCUGGAAUCCAUGAAGCAGCUGCUGCUGUCCUACACUCAACGAAACAUCGCCUUUCUGGUUUCCAACGUCUCGGGUCAGCCACAGAAGAUCCUCCAGCAUGUCCUGGGUGAUUUGCUGCCCGAAGGAUGCUUGACAUCUUCAUGGACGACAGAGGACUGUGUGAGGUAUUUGAGUAAGCAGGCAGCGGAGGCGGAGGCGUCGGAACGCGCCAUGGCCCAGGCGCUGCUGGAAGUGGACCAGGUGGUGAAAGAGAAGAAGAAGGUUGGCGUUGUCUCUGUGGAAGGCGAAACCACCAAACAAGAUUUCCGGCGCCAAUCAAUGCCCGCGAGCUUCGGAGCACAAGAUCGACCGCUGUCGACGCACUUGGUGACACGUGAUGACCUUGACUUGAAAGAGAUCAAGGAGGAACCUCGUGUUGCAAAGGUGAUGCCCCUACGCAAGUCGUCGGCGUGGGCCUCGAUGCCCCAUGGACUCAACGAGCUGGGCUCGGGUGGAUCACCCAUUGGCCUAUACGCGCCCCCGAGCUGUCCUGACCGCCUGGAUGACUUUGACAUGACGCCAUAAUUCUGAAACCUCGCCAAAGGUACCCAAGUUGGAGACCGUGCAGUUUGCAGUGGUCUCCAUGACUGCUGCGACACGGGAUGGUCGGGGCUGUCACGGUUGCCAUGCCAUGAGACAUCUAAACACUGCGAUUCCGGGAGACGGCAUCAUUCCACGGUUGCGCCAGCCUGAUUUUUUUCCGUAGCACCCCCCGGGCCAAGAAGCGCCCGAAACCCUGCCAAGCAUCG
Molecule: messenger RNA, 2481 nt
Organism: Durusdinium trenchii
Lineage: Eukaryota; Dinophyceae; Suessiales; Symbiodiniaceae
Source: the annotation of a GenBank genome assembly